Sphenostylis stenocarpa is the source of this 492-nucleotide messenger RNA. The record is from the annotation of a GenBank genome assembly. NCBI's taxonomy places the organism in Eukaryota, Viridiplantae, Streptophyta, Magnoliopsida, Fabales, Fabaceae.
AUGGGGGUAUCUUCCAAUCCCAAAAUCUUUCUCUCUGACAAAGAUCUCAAAGGCCCCAACCUCGUCGAUCCAGAACUCGCCUUAUUCAUCCAAGAAGAUCGCCACCUUGUUAAACUCAAACACCUAUCUCUGCAAGAAACUCUCCAAAAAGAAGACCAAAACCAACACAACAACAUCAUCGUCACAAAACCGGUGUGUCCCAUCACCUUGAAACUAGACAUUCCGUCUUCCUACGUGGGAUCAGAAAACGAUGAUGACUCCUUCGACGACGGUUACACCACUCCGACAUCUUCCGACAACAAAAUCCCGCUGAUCCUACAAUGCCCAGGUGCACCCAAGAAGACAAAACCAAAGCCAGCCACGAAAAGAAAAGCGUGUCGACGAAGAGUCGUGCUUGAUCUCUCCCAAGAUUUGGAAUCUUUGUUCCCUGUGCCGUAUGUGGUAGAUCUUGGAGGUGGUGGUGGUGUGAAUAAGAGAGUCAAACAUUGUUAA